AUGCCCCCGCCGUCGCCGACGCCGUCGUGGCCCGCCAGACGCGGGGCCCAGCGGCAGCAGGUGGAGGAGGACCCCGAGUCUGACCGGAGCAGGCGAGCCCCUCUGGCUGAAGUUCCGCUCGCCGCAGUCUCACUACCCGAGUCGGGUCCCCAUCCCGCCACCCCGGCCCCGAGGUCCUACAGGCGCGGCCUGGCUGCCAACCGCUCCCGGCGCAGCCGAGCUCCCCGCUGCGCCGCAGCCACCUUCAUCUCUGACCGUUGUCACCCGAAGCACCGCCAACCCCACAGCGCCGCCCCGCCCUCGCCGCCAUGGCCCCGCCCCGAGCCCCAUGUCCCGCCCUCGCCGCCAUGGCCCCGCCCCCCGAGCACAGCGCGUUUUCCCCCUCACCUGCUGAGGACCCGCCCCCUACUCUGCCUCUCGGAGGCCGGACUUGCUAUUUCCGGAAAGGUUUGUCUUCCCCCUUUUGGGAGCCUGGUAUGUGACAAAAGCCUGAUUGCGAGCGCAGCCAGACCCGCCCGCGCUGGGGGACUUUUCUGA
This is a messenger RNA of Phodopus roborovskii (desert hamster), 537 nucleotides long. RefSeq names its product basic proline-rich protein-like. The record is from RefSeq and is a predicted model, not a curated record. Lineage: Eukaryota; Metazoa; Chordata; Mammalia; Rodentia; Cricetidae. Bases 1 to 537 code for a protein of 178 amino acids. The transcript has a single exon.